Poecilia reticulata (guppy) is the source of this 987-nucleotide messenger RNA. The record is from RefSeq and is a predicted model, not a curated record. NCBI's taxonomy places the organism in Eukaryota, Metazoa, Chordata, Actinopteri, Cyprinodontiformes, Poeciliidae.
UGGAUAAGCAGCGCCGCGGGUUUGUCUCGCUGGACCCUGACAGGGUUUCUUCACAGCCAGACAUCAGGAGUCCACGACACGAUGGGAAGCUGCGACGGCUUGUCUUCGUCUCCAAACAGAGGUGGGUACGUCAGCUGGAGCGUGGACUCUGGAGAGUCCAGGCAACCUCCAACCGGACCUCCACCAGGAGCAGGAGAAACAGAGGCUUUUUCUAACCAGAGCCAGGAGCCGACCCAUUCAGGUUGCGUCCCAUCUCUGAUUCGGUCAACACAAGAACCCAGUGGAGAAGAAGGAACAAACACGGCGUUCGACCUUCCGUACCCACGUAAACAACUCACAAGGAGGAAAUGCACCAAAAUCUCCAAAAACUGCAGACAAAUCCCAGGGAACAGCAAGUUCAGAGACCACGAUGGGAGCUCCAAACUGCCACGAGACGCUGUGGCAAACAAGGAGGAACCUUCUCAUUCCCAGGAUGAAAACAUUCCCCUACACAGGAGCAGUCCAGUCAUCUCCAGGCGCAGCAAACCUGUCUCCUGGCAGGAAAAGGCAACCAGUCCGUCUAAUUUAUUAAGCAUGGACUCUUCCCCUCCUUCCCCCGGUUCAUGUGACCUUACCGGUAGUCUGACGUCUACUGGUAAGGAGGACGUGGAGCGCCGGCUGACUUCCUGUCACCAACCGUUCAAAACCACGGUGGAGGAUAAGAAGCMGCGUGUUUCUCUAUCGYCAAGCCCGAUCAGCAUCCUGAGCAGCCAGGACCGAUCCAGCAGACGCCCUCAGCAACCUGAGAAGGAUCAAAGGGGGAGGAGCCUAAACAGCUGGAGUACCCCCAACAGGACAGGUCACUCAUCCUCAACGCAUCACAGCAAAGACAGAAGCUGCUCUGAACUCCUGGAUUUACCUGCAGACAUCUUUAGGACCAGCUGUGAGCUGGAAAAGGUCUGCUAUUUUGAUUUCACUGCUUUUACGAUCAUUUAUGUAGAUUUGUAG